UCCGCGCAUCCUUUUUUCUCCGCCACACCCCACUUUCUCUUUUCUAUUUCUCUCACUCUUUUCUCUCAUACUUUCACCACCAUCUCACCCCCUCAACCAUUUACACAAUGAGUGCCCUCGAUUUGAGCCUCGGUUGCAUUUUAAUCGGUGUCCUCCUGAACGUAUGGUUGUACGGAUUUUCAUGCGUACAAGCAUAUAUCUAUUUCGCUCGUUUCAAGUCUGAUCGUACAUCUUUGCGUGUCUUUGUCGCUUUCCUCUUUUGCGCGGAUACAAUCAACAGUGUGCUAGACACCGUCUUCCUUUACAAAUACUUAGUCACAAACUUUGGUAAUUUGGCCUACGCAGAGAUCAGUAACAAUGAGUUUGCCACAGAUCCACUUUGCGUGCAAAUUGUUGGUUUUGCAACUCAACUCUUCUUUGCAUGGCGUAUUUGGAAAUUGGUUCCAGGCAGAUUCAAUUGGGUACCCGCAUUAAUCAUUUGUAUCUUGGGCUUCUUGAGUUUCUUGGGCGCUCUUGGUACAACCAUUGGGGUUGUCAUCGUUCGUCACUACACGCAAUUCCAAAAGUUUGAAGUCACCGUAGCUUUGUGGCUUUCUUGCACAGCUGCUGCGGAUAUCAUGGUCACCAUUUCACUCAUCACCACUUUGCAUCGUUCAAGAACUGGAUUCACACAUACAGAUGACUUGUUGACCAAAUUGAUUCGUGCAACGUUGCAAACUGGUUUACUCACCACAUCGUUUGCCGUCACUGACUUGAUUUUGUUUGUUUCCAGCACUAGCACCUUGCACUUGGUAUUCAAUCUACCCUUGUCUAAGCUAUACAUCAACUCUCUGCUUUCCACGUUGAAUGCCCGUGCAUUCAUCUCAAAGGGUGGCCAUUCAAUGAGAGCGGUCAAUUCAUCUAACCUGCAAAUUCACGGGGUUAGUGAUAUGAGCAACCUCAAGUUGGCCGAAGCAGGAUUGUCAUCUGGUCUCAGUAGUGCACUCAGUGGCAAGAAAGAAGAUAGCGAUGGGACCUUGUCUCGUACAACUGAAUUAACGAGUGCUAUCGAAACCGAAAGCAUGCCAUCUCCUGAUCCUCGCUCACCUGCUGGUCGCCCGUCUCAUGAUGGAUCCAGAAAGAAAUCGACAAAGUUCAAGGCUGCGUGGAAGCGUACAACGGAUCCCAAAUCAUUCGCUAACAUGAAAGAGACGGAGACCGAACAUGACAUCAGCCAAUACAAUGACGGCGAAGAUGGUGUCCAUGUGGUGACCAUUCAAGAGCGCUUUGAAAGUGAUUUGCCACGUUCGCGUGAUAGCAUUGCACCGGCGUUAUCGUUCAGUAAUCUCAACAACAAGAGCAUGGCUUCUUUUACCGAAAGUCAACGCUCAAUGGGCAACAGCAGUCAUGGUAAAGGUGGCGAGGAGGGCAUCAAUCAGAUUGCCUAUCAUCACAAUCAACAUCAAGACGAUUCAGUCGAAGGCGGUGAAGGUAAUGAUCUGACCAACUCAGUUCCUUUGCAAAAAAUUCAAAGCCGUCAAGGAUCACCAAAUGAGGCUACUUUGAGCCCAAUCGCAGCGGCUAGCAAUCGUCAAUCCAUGACUGCCCGUCAUCCAUACAGCCAAUGUUAGGCGGCCCUUGUUUAGGGGAUUUUUUCCUGUGCUCGAUUUACCUUUCUGUGUCUUUGUCAUAUUAAAGGAACUCAAAUAGCUAUUCAUAC
Molecule: messenger RNA, 1699 nt
Organism: Meira miltonrushii
Lineage: Eukaryota; Fungi; Basidiomycota; Exobasidiomycetes; Exobasidiales; Brachybasidiaceae
Exons: 4
Coding region: 108-1610 (500 amino acids)
Source: RefSeq, a predicted model, not a curated record